This is a messenger RNA of Stylonychia lemnae, 906 nucleotides long. The record is from the annotation of a GenBank genome assembly. NCBI's taxonomy places the organism in Eukaryota, Ciliophora, Spirotrichea, Sporadotrichida, Oxytrichidae.
AUGAACUGGCAAUCAAACUGGAAGGUUCAUGAUUCUGCAUUUGGAAUUAAUAAUUGCUCAGAAGAACCAAAUAAGUAUUAAAGCGGAAUUCUAUUUGGCUUCUUAGAAAGCUAUAAUUAUGAAUACUCUUCCUAUGCUGUUUUGGGAAGUUAAAACUCUGAUUUGUAAUAAUUAGCUUGGACUAUGGCAUACAUUGACAUUUCUAAUGAAUUUAAUGUGCAACUUAUAUCAGACAAUUAAUCAGAUCGUCCUACAAUAUCAAAUUAUUAAGCUGGCACUUUUAACUUAGACGAUCUGAACAGAACUUUUUACUAAUCCUUUGAUUUUAACAUAAACACUUAAAUGUAAAUUAAAAUAGGAGGAAAUUUUACAUAAGUAAUCGAAUUUUACUAUGAAGAUGGCCUAAAAAGUAAGAAUUUAGAAUUGAUUGUUGGGGGAUAAAAUUGUUCUGAUAUAUUUGCUGAAUAUACCUUAUAUGAAUCAAAUGAUACUUUAAGCAACCUAGCUUAUUUGAAAAUUUUAAAUGGCUAGCUUGUAUUUAAAUCAGAAUAAUUUGGAAUAGCCAGCGAUACAAGAUAGCUUUACUUUGCUGUUCAGAAUAAUGCAAGAAAUUUCACACAAGCUAUUACAGUUUAUAUAAAGAGGCUCUGUGAACCAUUAAUAUAAAACGUCACAGACAGUAUCAAAUUUGACUAUUUAAACUCCUAAGAUUCAGGCAAUCUAUUAUUUUUGCCUAAGGUAGUAAUACCAGCUAACUUUACUCCGAAAUGUUCGGUGUCUAACAAGAUAGAUACCAAUAACCAUAAGGGUUACAAGUACAUGCAUAUAAAAUGGUUACUUUAUUCCUAACACUCCAAAUUAAAUAAACUAUAUAAUAGGUUUGGAUUAAAAGGUAAAGAUUACUGA